Chaetomium globosum CBS 148.51 is the source of this 348-nucleotide messenger RNA. RefSeq lists its product as uncharacterized. The coding region runs from base 1 to 348 and encodes 115 amino acids. The record is from RefSeq and is a predicted model, not a curated record. The transcript is spliced from 2 exons. Lineage: Eukaryota; Fungi; Ascomycota; Sordariomycetes; Sordariales; Chaetomiaceae.
AUGUGGCACGUGGGGAUUUUCCCUGCGAUCGCUGGCUUGUUGUUGGCCUUGCUGCUUGUUUGCAAAAGGAUGUCAUCGGAAUUGGCGGUGUUGUCUGGGCAGAAUGUGGAGAAGGAAUCCUCAUCAGAAUGCCUUCCCAUUCGUAUUGGCCUGAGGCCCGGGCACACAGGCAACCAGCCUGGACCCCAACCCUCUCCUUCUCUGACCGAGCCACGGAUCGCAAAGAAGGUUAGAGAUGCGGCUCUGGGUCUCUCACGCGAUGAGGCAUUUCUUCUAGGGCUCGGUAUCCCAAUUCUGAAAGGAAAAUGCAGGGAGUGGCGUCGCCAGCCCACGGUUUGGGAGGGAUGA